Sclerotinia sclerotiorum 1980 UF-70 is the source of this 1017-nucleotide messenger RNA. RefSeq lists its product as hypothetical. Lineage: Eukaryota; Fungi; Ascomycota; Leotiomycetes; Helotiales; Sclerotiniaceae. The transcript has 2 exons. The record is from RefSeq and is a predicted model, not a curated record. Gene Ontology annotation, molecular function: polyubiquitin modification-dependent protein binding. Gene Ontology annotation, cellular component: VCP-NPL4-UFD1 AAA ATPase complex. The coding region runs from base 1 to 1017 and encodes 338 amino acids.
AUGCCACCAUCUGCUCUAGAGAAACUUACUCGAUUGCACAUUACCUACCCCAUGCUCUUUGAGCUCAUUAAUAGUCAGCAUCCUGAUGGGCCUAAAUUAACACAUGCUGGUGUAUUGGAGUUUAUCGCGGAUGAAGGAAAGGUCUACCUGCCGCACUGGAUGAUGCAAACUCUCGGACUUGAAACUGGAGAUCUCUUUCAAAUCAAAUCCACCGACCUUCCUCCUGCAUCUCUUAUUAAACUUCAACCACAAUCCGUUAAUUUCCUCGAUAUCUCCAACCCUAAAGCCGUACUCGAAAAAGCCUUUCGCGAUUUUUCUACACUUACUAAAGGCGAUAUCUUUAGCUUCUACUAUAACGAUACUGUCUACGAUGUUGCUGUGCUGGAAGUCAAACCAGUCACUGAUAAGAUGGGGGUCAGUAUGCUCGAAACAGACGUUUCCGUCGACUUUGCAGCUCCGUUAGGCUAUGUCGAACCAACACCGAUGAGAGCCAGUGGCAGUGGAACGAGCACCCCGAGAAGUGUCAUGGGCGGUUUACCUGCAGGUGGCAUGCUUCAUAGUCAAGGAACCAUGGCACAAGCCAUCAACUACGAUGCCAUUGCGCCGACCUCCAAUUCUGUCGCACAAGGUGCAAAAGCCGCCUCGUCCAAUUUUGUAUCCGGAGGUCACAAACUAAAUGCGAAGAAGGGCGCAAAAACGCCUACACCCACUGCCUCAACUCCUGUUGCUGGAGUUAGCACGAAUACACAAAAUAUAUCAGUUCGAAGAACGAAUGGUCCUCAGCCUCUUCGAUUGCCACCGAAUAAACUCUUUUUUGGUUACGAAAUCAAGCCAGUCAAAACGCAAGCAGAUAAGGACAAAGAGAAUGCAGAUGCGAGGCAGCCCCAUUUUUCGGGACAAGGACAGGCAUUGAAGUCUGGCAAGAAGGUUGAGGCGAAGAGUGAACCUGCUCCAGAUUCUCACGCCAAAGGCGAUAGUAUUGGACGGCGGUUAGAUGGGCAAGGUGCCAAGAAGUAG